AGGCGGGCGGGGGAGUCCCCGAGACACCCGGGCAGGGCCGCAUUUAAGGAGCGGCGUCGGAGCGCGGUAGCCCGGUCGACGCGUCUGCAGCCGCCACCAUGCCCGUCAAAGGAGGCACCAAGUGCAUCAAGUACUUGCUCUUCGGCUUCAACUUCAUCUUCUGGCUUGCAGGGACAGCAGUGCUUGCAGUUGGACUAUGGCUUCACUUUGAUUCACAGACCAAAAGUGUCUUUGAACUGGAACCGGACACAAAGUUUUACACAGGUGUUUACAUCCUUAUUGGAGCUGGUGCUCUUAUGAUGCUGGUUGGUUUCUUGGGAUGCUGUGGUGCAUCACAGGAAUCUCAGUGUAUGCUUGGCCUGUUCUUCUUCUUCCUUUUCGUGAUUUUUGCCCUUGAAAUUGCUGCUGGGAUCUGGGGAUUUUCAAAUAAAGAAAAGAUUAUUGAUGAGUUAAAGGAGUUCUACAUGGACACCUACAGAAAGAGAACUCAGACAAGUGCCAGAGACACCCUGAAAGCAUUUCAGUUUGCUCUAAACUGCUGUGGCCUUACUGGAGCUGUGGAGCAGCUUUACAUGGACACCUGUCCAGCAAAGACACUGUCUGAGUCAUUCUCUAUCAAGUCCUGCCCUGAUGCCAUUGAUGAUGUCUUCAAAUCCAAAUUCAACAUCAUUGGAGCAGUUGGCCUUGGCAUUGCUGUAAUGAUGAUUGUUGGCAUGAUAUUCAGUAUGGUUCUGUGCUGUGCCAUCCGCAGGGAAAGAGAGAUGGUCUAAGAGCUGUAAACCCAAGAUUCCUGCACUAUAAAAAUCCUCACCAUUAACUUCCGCGUUCUGAGAGCAUUUCUAAAACGUUAUAUAUUUGUUACCUUUUUAAUGCUUUAUUUGGUACUGAUGUAGGUUUGCUUUUUAUGUUACAGGUUAAAAUGAUAAAGGUUUAUCUGAUUCAAGACAAACAUUGUACAUAAAAUAUCUGACUUUAUUGUAACUUGCAUAAUUUGGAUGUAAUUUAUGUUGGACACAAUUUGAUACUUAAUAAAGAGUAAGAUGUAUUGUUUGUGGGGGAGAGGAGAUGUUGCUAUGUUGAAUAAUCCCACUGUUUGAUGCAUAGCAAGGAGUUGAAGUUGUAGAACAUGUUCAGUGUUUUUGAGAUAAUGCAGGAAAGCACUCCUGUGCCAAUGCUCCAUGUUGGAAGGGAAGGGGAGAUGCUGUCAGAGCAUGUCAGGGAAGGUGUGGUCAUUCCUCUUUCCUUGGUGUGUGUGAAUGAAAGCAGGUCUUAAAUACAUUCCUAAAAUGUCACUGCUGUAACACUUUUACUGUCACCUCCCUGGAGGGUGGAGAAGGCUGGCUGUCACACAGGUGAUGUGCAGGCAGUGAUAGCUCAAUGCAGCCAGGCUGGGCUCUGUCUUGGGGCCAGCUGGGCUUCCUGACAUCAGCCUGUCUGCUGCCACAACUGUGCCCUGGCAUGGCCUUGGGCCCUUGGCAGGGCACAUUGCCUGGUGAAUGCUCAGGAUUAUUUUGCUGGCUGGCUUUUGGCUUUGUUUCCCUAAAGCCAGUGAGGUGCAGUCUCAAGGGCUUACAACAAGUGUGCCAAAUCUCAGGUUUCCAAGUGGAAUAAACCAAAGUUGCAUGAGCAGUUAAGUGUCCAGCUCUGCAGUUGCAGAGUUGAGGCUGUCCUGUUUCAGUUUAAAUAUGGGUAUGGGAGGGAGCAGAGACACCAGUGUGGAACUCUUAGCCUAAAGAAUUACCAAGUUGUCCAGUAUUUCUACUCUAAAUGGCUUUUAAGUGUCUUUUUUGUCUCUAAAAUACUUCCUGGUGGGGGCUACCUAUGGGCUUACCAGCAGAUUGAUGUGCUGUUCCUGUACCUGGUGCUCACUUACUGUACAAUCUCAUCUGUGUUCUUGGAAGCUUCUGGUCUCCGGCCUCUGGGUAAUACAAAUGUCUGAGUAAUCCUUGCUUGUUCCCCUCUUUCUCCUCUGAGGAGGUUGGUAUUUAUUAUGUGAAAUACCAGAAUUGGUGGGUGUCAGGCUCUGCUGAUGUAUGAAUGUAUUGUCACCUUUGUGUUACCUACUGUCACUUGUGUAAGGGAACCAUGCAACUCUCCUUUGUAACACGUUGCACUGUUCUGUGUUCAUAGGCCUUCUUUAAAAAAAAAUAAUUCAAAAAAGUCAAA
Passer montanus (Eurasian tree sparrow) is the source of this 2166-nucleotide messenger RNA. It is a transcript of the gene CD9, whose product is annotated as CD9 molecule. The transcript has 8 exons. The coding region runs from base 99 to 770 and encodes 223 amino acids. The record is from RefSeq and is a predicted model, not a curated record. Gene Ontology annotation, cellular component: membrane. Lineage: Eukaryota; Metazoa; Chordata; Aves; Passeriformes; Passeridae.